This is a messenger RNA of Fusarium falciforme, 645 nucleotides long. Its product is annotated as Methyltransf-25 domain-containing protein. Lineage: Eukaryota; Fungi; Ascomycota; Sordariomycetes; Hypocreales; Nectriaceae. The transcript has a single exon. The record is from RefSeq and is a predicted model, not a curated record. The coding region runs from base 1 to 645 and encodes 214 amino acids.
AUGGAUACUCUCAUCCAGCGAAUUGUCGACACUUACGCUGAAUGUGCCCCCACGUAUGAUGAGGAGGUCACCCAGUUCCCGUAUUACCAGACGCUGAAGAAUCUCGUCUUCACCUUCGAUUGGGCCGGCUCCGUGCUGGACCUUGGUUGCGGGACCGGCCUCCUCGGGCAGCUGCUUUAUGAGAAAGGCGAGCCGUUCACCAUCAUGGGGGUCGAUCUGUCGCCCGCCAUGACUGCAAGCCCGUCCAUCAGCAAGUACUACGAAACACCCAUUACCAUUGGGACAGUUCAAGACGCCAUUACCCAACCACUUAAAGUCAACCACGUUGCUUGUUUCGGGACCUUGACUUACCUGAACGACAACGAAUUUUUGACCUUCUUGGAGCGGGCGCUGGAUGUGGCACAGAGAUCCAUCACGUUUGACAUGGAGGACGUGUCGGAGGAGUACCGAAAAAGGAUGGCAGAAGACAACACGAUCCUACCAUGCUAUAACCACACCAAGGCUUGGAAGGCGUGGAAGGAAUCCAAGCUGCCAGCUGGUUGGGGAGUCGUCCAUGACGAAUAUGGACUGCAGUAUCACGAUAACCAUGAGACGGGCUAUGAUAUCAGCGACACGAUGGUUCGGCUGGAAAAGGCGGGAGACUAG